AUGAUAACAAUAACACUACUCCUGCGACGGUACCGCUGCCACCCACCCACCCACCCUCCCACCGGCCACCCGCCGGCGGCCACUUCACCUCCCGGAGUACCCGAGACACAACAACACUGUCUCGCCGCGGGCCGGCCACCGGGCCACCGGGCCACCGGCCACCGGGCCCCGACCCGCCCCGCCCAGGCCAGGCCAAGGCAGGCGCGAGGGGUGUGGUCGCCUCCCAGUCCAGUGAGCUUCUCUAGUCCUGAGGUGCCGCGCCGCCCUGGCUGCCCCCAGCGCCAGGGAGGGGCCCUCACCCCCCCGGAGGCUCCACGCCCCCUCCUCCUGUCCCGCCCCGCCCCGUCCCGUCCCGUCCCGCCGCAGCAGCUGGAGCCAUGUCGGUGCUCCCCGUGUGCCUCUCUCGUGUGUUCAGCGGCCCCGGCCCCGCCCGCGGCCGCCAGGUUCUACCGUGCUCACUCCGCCACGCCAGCGGCCGCCCCGGCCCGCCCCGCCCCGCCCCGGCCGUGGGGCGGGGCCGGGGUGGGCCGGCGGCCGGGCACGGCUGGCCUGUCCUCCCUACCUACCGCUGCACAUUCCCACGAGCUAGUCAGGGCGGGAACCCCCGUGGUGCGCCCCCGCCCGCGGCCCCUCUGUCAACCAUGCCACUUGAAGCAUAUCCUAGCUGGUCAGUGUGCUGGGACAGGUCAGCAAUGCUUUUAA
This is a messenger RNA of Portunus trituberculatus (swimming crab), 702 nucleotides long. Its product is annotated as predicted GPI-anchored protein 58. The record is from RefSeq and is a predicted model, not a curated record. Bases 1 to 702 code for a protein of 233 amino acids. The transcript has 3 exons. NCBI's taxonomy places the organism in Eukaryota, Metazoa, Arthropoda, Malacostraca, Decapoda, Portunidae.